Molecule: messenger RNA, 474 nt
Organism: Monoraphidium neglectum
Lineage: Eukaryota; Viridiplantae; Chlorophyta; Chlorophyceae; Sphaeropleales; Selenastraceae
Exons: 5
Coding region: 1-474 (157 amino acids)
Source: RefSeq, a predicted model, not a curated record
AUGGGCAAGAAGGGCGGCGGAAAGGCGGCGAAGGCAGCGGCAUACGACACCAGCCCAGAAGCGCUCGCAGCGUUCGGGCUGCGGCACAACGAGCUCGUGAGGACGCCCCUUGGGCUCAGCGGCACGGUGCUCGGAGUCAGGUAUGAGGACCCCUCGGACAAGGACAGCGGCCGCGUCUGGGUGCGGUACGAUGCGGGACAUGAGGCCCCAUUGGAGCCCAGGCAGACGGCAGGCAGCCUCAGCGCGCUCGGGUACCGCCACUGCUUCGAGGCGGACGCGAUCCGCGCCGCGGUGGCCGCGCAGGAGGCGGACGCCGCGCGUCAGGAGGAGCAGCGGCAGCUGGCCGACGAGGUCCGGAGGCUGCUGGCGGCGGGGGAGCCAAUCCCGGAGCACCUGCUGCCAGCUGAGCUCAAGGAGCCGGCGGCGUCAAAGAAAGGGGGCAAAAAGGAGCCGGACAAGAAGGGGAAGAAGUGA